AUGUCGCAGUGUAAAAUCGCCAUUUUAUUUCUGACAUAUCUCGCCAAUGUUGGAGCACGUCGCUUAGCUUCACCCAAACAAUGGCUAAACCAGGAGUUUCAAGUCAAACCCCACACUUACCGGAAUGAGGGAAAACAUGUUGCAGACAUAUCCCCUUUUGUCAGCAAGCUGAGUCAUACAGUUGAUUAUCAAAAGGAUUCAACCAAAUUCAUGCUGCGAUUGUUUAAUAUUCUUCAAAAGGGGGCACCACUUGCAACAGCAGCAGGCAGAAAGCUCAAAACAGCUGAUUUUAUGAAAGUCGACACUAUCAGGAGCUUCGCAGCUAAAGACAUGAGUAAAAUCAAUGAAAGCAGCAGAGUUGGCCUUUCGUUCAAGAUACCUAGUCUGCCUAAGGACGAGAGUCUCCGAUUAGCUGAGUUCCGGUGCCCACGCGCUCUCUCCCUUCUAAAGAAGUACAAGGUCAAGGUCAGCAUUUUCAAGGGAAAGAAGAUCGCAAGAAAAGUUACCAUCAGAGUCCAACCUACUACACACCGUGAAGAUUUUGUUUUUGACAUCAGUCGAGCCAUCACUGCCUGGGUCAACGGUUACCACGGUGACGUCACCAUUCAUGUGGAAAUGCCGCGGACUUUCUUCCGACUUCUUUCGAAAACAACAUCCGAUGCCUAUGAAAACUUACUUGUUUUGUAUUUGGAAAAUCAGGACUUUCUUCAAAACGUUUUGUUUAAAGAGCAGUCUACAUACGAUGGAUUGAUGAAUAGCGCAUCGCGUGGUAAGAGAUCUGCACCUGACAUAAUCAGACGUCGUCGACGCAAGAACAGAAGAUGGAAUAAGGCAGGAAAGAAACAAGGCUGUCGUCUGUACGAUUUUGACGUGGACUUCAACACAAUCGGCUGGGGACAGUGGAUCAUCCACCCUACACGCUUCAACUCCAAAUUCUGUCACGGAAACUGUCCCUCCCCGAUCGACGUCCGCCUCAAACCCACCAACCACGCCAUGUUGCAGUCACUCAUGAGAAGCAAGCGUUCCAACGUCGCUCCCUCCCCUUGUUGUGUCCCUACCAAACUGGAACCUCUCAGUAUGAUGUACGCGGAGGAUGGCGAAGUCGUUGUACGUCAUCACGAAGACAUGAUCGCCACUGAAUGUGGCUGUCGGUGA
Haliotis rufescens (red abalone) is the source of this 1155-nucleotide messenger RNA. RefSeq names its product nodal homolog. The record is from RefSeq and is a predicted model, not a curated record. NCBI's taxonomy places the organism in Eukaryota, Metazoa, Mollusca, Gastropoda, Lepetellida, Haliotidae. The transcript is spliced from 2 exons. Gene Ontology annotation, molecular function: type I activin receptor binding; cytokine activity; growth factor activity. The coding region runs from base 1 to 1155 and encodes 384 amino acids. Gene Ontology annotation, biological process: BMP signaling pathway; SMAD protein signal transduction. Gene Ontology annotation, cellular component: extracellular region.